Molecule: messenger RNA, 1652 nt
Organism: Gossypium raimondii (Peruvian cotton)
Lineage: Eukaryota; Viridiplantae; Streptophyta; Magnoliopsida; Malvales; Malvaceae
Product: BTB/POZ and MATH domain-containing protein 2
Exons: 4
Coding region: 220-1431 (403 amino acids)
Biological process (GO): protein ubiquitination
Molecular function (GO): protein binding
Source: RefSeq, a predicted model, not a curated record
ACUUGAAUUUCCCAUCUUCAAUUAUCUCCCUUUUUUUUCUGUUCUCUCUCUUGGAAACCCUAGAAAUUCAUUCUCGUAAUAACAGAAAACAAGAAAAGAAACCUAAAUUUUCUCAAAGAACCCUCUUCCCUAGAAAAUCCUUAUCGAUUUUAACAGAGAAGAAAGUUUUAAAAAGCUACAAUUCCAGGUUAAGGAAAUUACUAUUUCCUCUGGGGGAAUAUGGGGAGGGUUUUACGGGAAACGUUGAAGCCGUCGACCUCCUCCGUCAGCGCCACCACGACUUCGACGUCGGUGACGGAGACGGUGAAUGGGUCACAUCAGUUCAAGAUCACGGGGUACUCGCUGUCGAAAGGUUCUGGGAUUGGCAAAUACAUAGCUUCAGACACAUUCAUGGUGGGUGGAUAUUUGUGGGCGAUCUAUUUUUAUCCCGAUGGGAAAAGCCCCGAAGACAAUGCCGCCUACAUUUCGUUGUUCAUUGCCUUAGCAAGCGAGGGGACCGACGUUAGGGCGCUCUUUGAGCUCACACUUUUGGAUCAAAGCGGCAAAGAGAGGCAUAAGGUUCAUAGCCAUUUUGGGAGGACGCUUGAGAGUGGGCCCUAUACGCUUAAGUAUCGCGGCAGCAUGUGGGGAUAUAAACGAUUUUUCAAAAGAAUGCUACUGGAACAAUCAGACUACCUCAAGGAUGAUUGUCUAUCUGUUCACUGUAGUGUUGGCGUUGUUAUGUCACAUACUGAGGGUCCUAAGAUUUUCUCCAUAGCUGUUCCGCCUUCAAACAUUGGUCAUCAUUUUGGACAGCUACUAGAAAGUGGAAAGCAAACUGAUGUUAGCUUUGAAGUUGAUGGGGAAUUCUUUCCAGCCCACAAGUUGGUACUUGCUGCUCGUUCACCCGUGUUUAGGGCACAGCUUUUUGGUCCAAUGAAGGAUCAUAAUACAAAGCAAAUAGAAGUUGAAGAUAUGGAAGCUCCUGUUUUUAAGGCCCUACUUCAUUUUAUAUACUGGGAUUCUCUUCCCGACAUGGAGGAGCUCACUGGUCUCACCUCAAAGUGGGCCUUUACUUUGAUGUCUCAACAUCUGCUCGCAGCUGCUGAUAGGUAUGGACUAGACAGGCUGCGACUAAUGUGUGAGGCUAACCUUUGUGAGGUUGUUGCCAUUAACACUGUGGCAACUACUUUGGCCUUGGCGGAACAACACCAUUGUUUCCGACUGAAAGCUGUGUGUCUCAAGUUUGUUGCAAUGCCCGAAAAUCUAAGGGCUGUAAUGCAAACUGAUGGUUUUGAGUACUUGAAGCAAAGUUGCCCUUCUGUCCUAACUGAGCUAUUGGAGUAUGUGGCUAGAGUGAAUGAACACCCAGUGAUCGUAUGCAGACAUGGGAAUGAAGCCAUCCUUGACGGAAGUGAUGCCAAUGGUAGGCGGGUGAAGCAGCGGCUAUAAUAGCUGCAGCUUUUGCAGUUGAAAAGGAAAAGCAAAUGAUUUUUUUUUCUUUCUUAAAGGAAAAUAUAAAUUUCUGUAGGAUUAGGAAAUAGUUCCAGUAGUAAAAGGUUUUGGUGUUUUUUCAGUAAGAGAUGUAAAUGCAGUUGUUCAUUUGGUGUCCAUCUGUUUGCUUUGUAUUGGGAAUGAGAAGUUGUCCAAAAUUGAAGCUCCCCCAUUUCUUA